UAUUUUCAUAUGUGUGUGUGGCUUGCUCGUUUGGUUGACAAUCGCGAUGUGUAUUCUACAUCGUCGCAUGCUGAGUUAUAUUUUCAACAAAAUCUUUUAAUUUUUGUAUUAGUUAGUCGAUUAAUUUCUAAAUGUUUUCUUUCAUUGUGACUGCCUUUCUGUGUUUUGAUUUCUAAAUAUGUGUAAUUUGCCGCCGAAGUUCCAUUCAGUGUGUCGCCUUUGUUUAUCAUUCUGUGGCGAUAAUUGCAGUGAUGUUAAACUUCCAAUAUUCGACCGUGAUAAGGAUAAAUCUCGACUUUCGGAUAUGAUAAUGACAUAUUUGUCCAUAAUGGUAUCUCCGGCGGACUUGCUCCCCCAGGUGGUGUGUGGGAGUUGUGCACACAAGCUUGAUGAGUUCCACACCUUCAGAGAGUUGUCACACAAAUCAGAAAGGCUACUAGAACAGUUUCUUCAGUAUGCCAAUUCACUAUCAGGCCCAAAAGAGGACAUCCUGAACAUAACCGCCUGCAAGUUGGAGGAGAUCAUCAAGCCGCUAAACGAUGACGACUACCUGCUCGACAAACACAAAUACGACACGGGCUCGCCGGACUCUACGGAAGAGAUGAAGAACUUGGAGAGCCGGCAGGCGGCAGUCACACUUUUACAAAUAAAAAACUACGACCCGAACAAAUACGCUGUUAAAGCCGCGGAGGAUCAUCAUAUAGUAUUCAACAGCGUGCCGAGCUUGCCGCCUUCAGAGCGAGCGAGAGAAGUAAUGCACUGUAAUGCCGUCAUCGACAUCAUAAGCAAGGCCGUAGCGGUAGCACAGCGAGAGAACGAGGAAUCUCACAAGUAUCCACCGAACUAUUCAACCGUUAUCGAGCGGUCGAACCCGAACGAAGUCAACUACACGCACGAAUACCCUGAAGAGCAGUACAGCAAUGCUUACAGCGCGCCGCCCGCGCCCAGUCCCGGCAGCCACGAGGACCAGGAACAUAAAGAAAUGGACUUGUCACUGUACGGAGGCGUUAAGAACGAGCCUGUCGAACAAACUGAGCCCGCAGAGCAUCAAAACUCGUACUUCCACAAAGCGCUUAGCCACAAGCAAUCAAACUUCUCCGACGAGUACAAGCAGCACGUAUUCGGGCGGUCGGGCAACAAGAAGUCUCGGGACUCGUCGGUGUACGAGGAGUGCAGUCAGAGCAGUAGCGGCUCCGACCCCGACCGGCUGCAGAUGGAUAUCUCUCAGAUGUCGCAGGACGACCCAGAGGAGACGCAGUCGGCGAGAUCGGCGCAGUCGUCGCCGCAGCCGCGACAAGAAGGAGACGGCGAUAAGGACACUCUCUGGCAAGCCCUUAACAGACAAAAUGGCCGCGGUGGAGAAGCGACUCAGCUACUGAAACGGCUCAUCAACAGCAAGCACCUCGGGAUGACAGUGUCGCCUCUGCGGGCGUCCACCUCGCCCAUGCCGCUGCCCGUGGCCAACGGCGCGCAUUCACCGAAUGGCGAAUGGCAGUCUCGAGCAGCGGGUCCAGCCGGCACGGCGCGCAGGAAGCAGAGCUUCCCGGCGCGCGCGCAGCCCGCCCCCGCGCCCGCGCACAACGACGCGCCGCACUGGCCGGCCGCGCCCGACAACCAAGAGGCAUCGGACACGUCGACGGGGUCCCGGUCGGCGGCGCGCGUGGAGCUGUCGUGCAGCAACUGCGGCACGCACACCACCACGAUAUGGCGGCGCGACGCGCGCGGCGAGAUGGUGUGCAACGCGUGCGGGCUCUACUACAAGCUGCACGGCGUGCCGCGCCCCACCGCCAUGCGCCGCGACACCAUACACACGCGCCGCCGCCGCCCCAGACACGACAAGCAGCGGAACAAAUCUCGACGCGGAGCCAACACGUGCUCGGAGCCCGCAGAGCCGCCGGUGGCAGCCGAGGGGGCGCCCGAGGAGGCGGUGCUGGCGGCGCUGCGGCGGCAGCUGCAGCCGCACCUGCUGGCCGCGCUGCACGCGCAGAACACGCGCCCGCAGGUCGGUCGCAGCGCUCCCGAGUACGACGAAGCGCCGCUGAACCUCGUGGCGUCGCACGCGGCGGCCGAGGAGACGCACUGACUGCCGUCUGUGAUACGCGGACCAGGGACCCGCCCGACAUUAACUAACUGCUGAAUCAGGUGUUUGCAAACAGUUAUAACAGAUGUUAGAAUUUUCUUGGUACACUUUAUGUUGUGCGACUACAUAGACGCUAGCGGCAUCUAUCGGUCACCGGAGGCGUUACUCUCUCAAUGAAGAUCUCGGACGUAGAACGGAACACGUCAUACAAUUAUCCUCUGAUGGUCCAUCAUAUGAGAAUCUGCAGUUCAAUUUGAAAUUAACAGUAUAGGGAAUAUGGUUGAUUUUCUUUUGUUUUCUAAUCAAAAGAAACGACAUAUCGAAGUUUGCCAAGAAUAUUCAUCACUCUCACUAGCUCGUUUCAUUAAUUCGCGUGAAAGUGUUAGCGCUUGUUUUGUAAAAGAGGCUGUACGUAUAGAAGGGUAAAGCGAUUAUAUUUAAUAAAGACAUUAUAAUAUCGUUUCUUUUACAAUGCAAACGUAACACGUCGCAUCAUAGUGAUAAAACAAAUUCAAACGCAUAAUUCAAUAAUGUUUUUACAUUGUUAUUUAUACUAUUUAGUUAUACAAGGCCAGUGUCAAUAGACAAUACAUAACCAAGGAUAUUAAGUUUACAUUUUGAACAGCGUCAGUAAUCGGGCAUUAUGUUAUGAAUAUUAUACCUCCAUACAGUAACGAUAUUUAUUUCGUUUGGGCAAAACAUUUUCAGCAUUCAAUAUUUGUGCCUAUUCAUUAUCAUAUUAACAUAAUAUUUGAUGCACACGGAAGCGAUUUUAAAUUCGAUUUACAAUAUUCAUUACAAAUGAUAACACAGUCACAAAAGUAUAAUUUCAGUAUUUCAGUUACAGCAUCGAGUUAAGUUUGUUAGGUAACGUUCGUGCGUUAAAUGCGGUUCGGUUCGUAUACUGUACGCGGAUGGUGUGUGGGGUUUAUUUUUAAUAUUAUAAAUAAGAUGUAUUCUGGUCCCGAGGCACCGAGCGCACUCAGGAUCAUGUCCUAUCACAAAACUAUCUCGAAUAUUUCCGUACACGGCGGGAAGAAGUUGAUAACUCGAGAUAUUCUACCGAAGAAAUUUGAACUUUAAAUAAAAUUACAUAUGGUUCAAAUUUCUUCAAUUUUUUCCCACCAGAUAUCAACUUCUUCCCGCCGUGUACGGAUUUCGCCGUGGGUAGUUUUAUGAUAAGGACACAAGGCUCGCUCUAUGAAGCAUACGUUACAAUUAUUAUGGCAAGUAACACAAGUGGACAGCGCCAAAUAAUAAUACAAUACAAUCGUUAAUUUUCAAUUGUAUCGUAUGCCCCUAGGAUGCGUCGCGGGCCGAAUGCCAACUGUAACGCAAAAGUGAAAUGACGUACGAUAGGAAGACAAUGAUAAAUAAGUAUAUUAAGCCUUGCCUUAAAAUGCUCUCUUAUUGAUGAAAUUAUAUAAACGGUUACCUUUUUCAGGACGCAAGUAUUCGUUUAGAAGUACGUAAUUUAAGAUAUUGUAAAUUUUAUUAUUUACAUAGUACAUAGGAGCGUUAAAGAUAAAUCAUUAAAUUAUAGCGUUUAAUUUAUUUCCCAUUUCGGUCAGUAUUUAAAAUGUAAGUAUUUUUUUCUGUCGAGUAUUGCCUUAGUUCUUUAAGGUUACAAUAUUAAGAAGCAAUAAUGACAAAUGAGUAUCUACUUAUCGUAACGUAUACGUUAUGCAAACCAUUUAUAUAUUUUGAUGAACAGUAAGGUGGUAGGUUAUAGAUACCGUUAAAUAGCUUCGUCGCAAUGUUGUACUAGAGCAGAUUCAAUGUUUUCAAUAAUGAACAGUUGCCUUCGUAUAAUAUACUAAUCUACAUUUUAAAUGACAUAGUUUUUCGGCAUUAUUAAAAUAGAUAAAUAAUUUAGAUACGAUUUUUAUGUUAGAUAAUUUUCUAAUGUGUGGAUGUAUUCAUGCAUUCGCGAAUGUGGAAACAUUCAACAACAGCGAACAACCAAAACGUCGAGGCAUUAUGUGUUUAAAUUUACCGUGAACACCUCAUCGUGGUCAGUGUCUAUCAUAUUUAUAGCAAAUGGCAUUUACGUUGUACUCAUCGCGUAUGUUUUGUUGUUGCCAGGCGCGCGCCGCCUGUUCGCCGUCCCUUUACUUGAUAUUCUCUACUUAAUUUAGUUGUAUUGAAUUCGUGUUUAGUGUCAACCCCCACGGGCCAGUAAUAGACAGUCUAUGAGACGUUGUGAUACCUUAGCUAGUGGCCGUGAGGUGUAGCUCGCGGCCGAGUGAUCCUCUUGCAGCUAUUUUUGUCCUCUAUGUCACGUUUGACGCGCUAAGCUUACCGUAUUUUAUAGCUUUAAAAUUGAGAUUAUUUAUUGUUUACUAUUGGGAUCACCUUAUGUACUCGUAUAGGUCGUCAGUGUGGUAGUGUUUACUGCUUAGUAUUGCUUACUCUUACUCGACGAGGCGAUGGUAGUCUUCUUGACAAUAAAGUUUCGUAAAUUAGGGUUUAAAUUAAACUAUUCUCAAAUUAUGCUCUCUAUCGAACUUUUCUAGCUCUCUGUCGGAUGAUAUUAAAAAUCGAUCUGUGAAUGAUAUUGAGGGAAACGCACGUCGACGUGCUUAUUUUUCUAUAGGAAAUCUAUUUUGUGGAAAAUAAUCUCAACCGAAGAGUCAUUCUCGGCACCCGCUGCGAAAGCUGCUGGCAUUAGUGAUACAGUAUUAUUUUAUUGAAUUUUAUCAUUGUAAAUGUCUUAGGGUUAUUAUUAUUUAGUAUUUUUGUAGUUUUAAUAAUUGACGUCUGUUAUUAUGCUAUUGGUAUCAGGUGAAUUCUCUCUUGUCAAGUACACACUAACAAUGUUCCUUAUGAAACUGUAUUUUAAUCAAUUAUUUAUUGAACUUGUUAAAUCAACUUUCCUCAUGUUUUCCUUACUGGGACCGUAGCAUUAACGAGUAGUGACGCCUUUAGAUCUUCCAAUUCGGUUAUUAAUUUAUAAUUUAGGUUAAUUUAUGAAUAUCUUAAGAAUUUGAUGAACAAUGUAUAUCGAUAUUUAGUUACUAACAAACCGGUUGUGUUGUGUGUGCUUAUGCUCUAACAAGCAUGUGUUUGUGAUUUUAUUUGUGCCGUUCUGUUCCGUGGAUUCGGCAGCAGACAGCGACCUUACUGACGUGUAUUAUUGUAAUUUAUGCUGAAAUAUUGGCUACGAAUCUCUUUGAAAUUCCAAUUAUAUUGAACACCGUUUCUCAAUACUAAAGACUGACAGACGCGCUAUGCUUUCAGAACCUUUCUGCACCGCUAGCACAGUAGCGUAUUUCCUGUCCGUCAAGCGUGCGUCUCUGUCGAACUAGCUUCAAAUUUGUUUGUGAGUAAGAGACGGCUAAUUCAAGCUAGACAUAAACGCUACUGUGAUAGUUGACGUGCAUUGUAUGUAUUAAUCUGUGCAACAGCGCACUUUCAAGAUGACAAAAGUAUUGUAAUUAAAAUGUGAUAUUUGUUUGAGAAUGUAAGUGCGUGUUUCCGAAAAGCAAUAACAUUGUGAUAAGUGAAUGAGCAUUGUUUGCGAAACUCAGGCUUAUUCUGAAUGUAAUGUUACUGUCAAUUAAUGUAUUAGGAGCGGACAAGCCCACGGGCGUCGCAUAACAUGUGAUUAUACAACUGAAUAAGCAAUAACGAUAUGAUUUCUUUAUACAUUACAUUAUACAUAAAGCUAUAUUGAGCUGGUUCGUUCGAUCCACUAAUUUCCAAUUGUCGAUUAAAUGCAUAUUAACUCAACAUUUUAUAGACGGGUCUAUCACGAAUUUAUUUUAUAUCCUCUAUUUACCGACGUUUCGACAGAUUUGAAAGUGUGAUGUCUACCCCAAACUUUUUCAUACACUUUUCGGUAGUUGCACAAAUCUCUGUUUUGACAAAUUGCUGGGACAUAAAUUCGUGAUAGACCUAUCUAUAAAUGCGAGUUAAUAUGUUUUCAAAACGCAAAAGUUUUAAAGAAUAAAUAUGUGUUUAAUACUCAGGGAUGUAGCAGUUUAAAAUGAAAACGUAAUUAAUUCAAAUGUAAUCUAAAAUUAAAAAGCAAUAAUUCCGAAUAGAAAGCUUAGGAAGGACCAUUCGUAAACGAUAAGUUUGUCUUCGGAACAUGAUCUAUGUAUCUACAUAUAUUUGUAUAUUGUGUAAGUUUCAGCAUAAAUUAUCCACUGAGAUUGUGAGCACGCGUGCGGAAUACUCAUUGUGAAACAUUAAUUAUUGUUGUAUAGAUGAUAAAUAAUGUGACUUACGCAGGGAUGGAUACUUAAAUUAUUAAAAUUUUAACUGAUAUAUUGGCUAUGUAGUGAGUAGAAUAUUUUUUUACAAAUAAAUGAUAGCAGCUA
Messenger RNA from Cydia fagiglandana, 6405 nucleotides. RefSeq lists its product as uncharacterized. The record is from RefSeq and is a predicted model, not a curated record. Lineage: Eukaryota; Metazoa; Arthropoda; Insecta; Lepidoptera; Tortricidae. The coding region runs from base 179 to 2083 and encodes 634 amino acids. The transcript is spliced from 9 exons. Gene Ontology annotation, molecular function: DNA-binding transcription factor activity, RNA polymerase II-specific; zinc ion binding; RNA polymerase II cis-regulatory region sequence-specific DNA binding. Gene Ontology annotation, biological process: cell fate commitment; negative regulation of transcription by RNA polymerase II; positive regulation of transcription by RNA polymerase II. Gene Ontology annotation, cellular component: nucleus.